This is a messenger RNA of Propithecus coquereli (Coquerel's sifaka), 1442 nucleotides long. Its product is annotated as arylamine N-acetyltransferase 1-like. The record is from RefSeq and is a predicted model, not a curated record. NCBI's taxonomy places the organism in Eukaryota, Metazoa, Chordata, Mammalia, Primates, Indriidae. The transcript is spliced from 3 exons. Gene Ontology annotation, molecular function: acetyltransferase activity. Bases 231 to 1103 code for a protein of 290 amino acids.
UUAGAAGGCAGAGGAUUGCAUUCAACCUGGUUCCCGCUGCAGGCCGAAGUAACCCAGUGAGUAGAGCUCCAGUUAGGCCAGCAAGAAGAAACAUUCCAAAUAUUCUGAAUUAAAACUGAAGACUGACCUACUUUGAACUUACCAAGAAAGAUAUUAAGUGCCUUUUUGUGGGUUCUCAGUGGGCCUCCUGUGUAUGUUUAACUCUGCCUCUUUCAAGCUGAAAGGGCAUCAUGGACAUUGAAGCAUAUUUUGAAAGAAUUGGUUAUAAGAACUCUAGGAAGAACUUGGACUUGGAAACACUAACUGACAUUCUUCAGCACCACAUCCGGGCCAUUCCCUUUGAGAACCUUAACAUGCAUUGUGGGGAAGUCAUGGAAUUCGGCUUACAAGCCAUUUUUGAUCAAGUCGUGAGAAGGAACCGGGGUGGAUGGUGUCUCCAGGUCAAUCAACUUCUGUACUGGGCUCUCAGCACAAUCGGUUUUGAGACCACAAUGUUGGGAGGAUAUAUUUACAUAACUGCAGUUGACAAAUACAGCAGUAACAUGAUUCACCUUGUACUGCAGGUGACCAUUGGUAGCAGAAAGUACAUUGUUGAUGCUGGGUUUGGAUUCUCCUACCAGAUGUGGCAGCCUCUGGAGUUAAUUUCUGGGAAGGAUCAGCCUCAGGUGCCUUGCAUCUUCCGCUUGAGAGAAGAGAGUGGCAUCUGGUACCUGGACCAAAUCAGAAGAGAGCAGUAUGUUUCAAAUGAAGAAUUUCUUAAUUCUGAUCUCCUGGAAAAGAAUAAACACCGAAAAAUCUAUUCUUUUACUCUUGAACCUCGAACAAUCGAAGAUUUUGAAUCUAUGAAUACAUGCAUGCAGGAAUCUCCAACAUCUGUGUUCAAAACCACAUCAUUGUGUUCCUUGCAGACCCCAGAAGGCGUUCACUGUUUGGUGGGCUUCACCCUCAUCUCCAAGAGAUUCAAUUAUAAGGACAAUAAAGAUCUGGUAGAGUUUAAGACUCUGAAUGAGGAAGAAGUAGAAGAAGUGCUGAAAAAUAUAUUUAAUAUUUCCCUGGAGAGAAAACUCGUGCCCAAACAUGGCGAUCUAACUGUCAAUCUUUAACUUUUUAGUGUAAGGAGAAAAAAAAUAAAAAACUCUUGUUUUUAUCAUCCACCUGACCAACUAUCAACUGAUGAGUGAUCACAUUUCCUCUAUACCUCCACAUAAUUUUUGAAGAAAAUCCUAGACAUGAAAUCAUUUCACCCAUAAAAAUGUCAGCAUAUAUAAUUAAAUAGCUUUUUAAUGAAACAUAACAACACACCUUUUCAAAUUAAUAAUAAAGUCAUUUUAAUGAUAACCUGUGGGCAUUUUGGGAAUCAUAGUGAUUUGUGCUAUAAAAUCUUUAAAAUUUGUUUAUUAUUGAAUUCAUAGACAGUUUUUACUGGUAGAUGAAGUAGAACA